This is a messenger RNA of Solanum tuberosum (potato), 1478 nucleotides long. Its product is annotated as feruloyl CoA ortho-hydroxylase 2-like. Lineage: Eukaryota; Viridiplantae; Streptophyta; Magnoliopsida; Solanales; Solanaceae. The transcript is spliced from 4 exons. Bases 70 to 1191 code for a protein of 373 amino acids. The record is from RefSeq and is a predicted model, not a curated record.
CCCUCUUCAAACUCCUUCUUCAAGUUACCAAUUUUUAUUUUUAUUUUUUGAAAUAUUUCACAUAUUAUAAUGUGUCCAACAAUGAAUAUUUUGGCAACUGAAAAAAUUAAGGAAAAUUAUGAGGAAAAAAUUGAGUGUAGAUAUCAAAAAGGAGUUAGGCAUUUAUGUGAAAGUGGGAUUACUAAAAUUCCAAGAAAAUAUAUAUUGCCAAUUUCAGAUAGGCCUUUAAUUGUGAAAAAAGAAGAAAAUUUCAACUUGCCUAUUAUUGAUUUUGCUCAAUUGCAAGGCCCCAAUAGAUCUCAAGUUCUCAAAUCCCUUGCCAAAGCUUGUGAAGAAUAUGGAUUUUUUCAGUUGGUGAAUCAUGGUAUUCAUAGUGACACAAUUCAACACAUAAUUGAAGUUGGCAAAAAAUUCUUUGAACUUCCCUUUGAAGAAAGAGCCAAAUACAUGUCUAUUGAUAUGCAAGCACCAGUAAGAGUUGGAACAAGUUUUAAUCAAAACAAAGAUGGAGUAUUUUGUUGGAGGGAUUUUCUUAAACUUAGUUGCCAUUCUUUGUCAAGUGAUUUGCUCUCACUUUGGCCCUCUUCUCCAGUAGAUCUCAGGGAGGCAGCUUCAAACUACUCAAAUCAAGCAAAAUUCUUGUACCAAUUGCUAGUUGGAGCAAUUCUUGAAAGUUUGGGAUUAGUGAAUAAUGAAAACAAUAAUGAUAGUCAAAAUUUGAAAGAGUUUGAGGAUGGGAGCCAACUUUUAGUGUUGAAUUGUUAUCCUUCUUGUCCAGAGCCAGAUUUAACACUUGGAAUGCCACCACAUUCAGAUUAUGGCUUACUUACACUUUUACUACAAGAUGAAGUGAAAGGUUUACAAAUACAACAUCAAGGAAAAUGGUUGACUGUUGAACCUAUUCCAAAUUCCUUUGUUGUCAAUGUUGGAGACCAUCUUGAGAUUUUCAGCAAUGGAAGGUACAAAAGUGUGCUACAUAGGGUACUUGUAAAUUCAUCAAAAUCAAGAAUCUCAGUUGCUUCACUACAUAGUUUGCCUUAUAGCUCCAAAAUUCAGCCUUCUCCAAAUCUCAUCAAUGAAUCAAACCCUAAACUCUACAAGGAUACUGAUUUUACUACUUUUCUUCAAUAUCUUUCAUCUUGUGAACACAAGAGCAAAAGUUUCUUGGAAUCUAGAAAAUUGGUUAAUUAAUCAGAUCACGAGUUCGAGCCCUGAAAAUAGAGUCACAUGCUUUACCCUAUAAACAGAGACUUCUCAAUAGGAAUCUGAAUUAGUCAAGUACCAAUAUAUCAGAGAUUAUAAUUUUGUGUAUGUUAUUAGUAGUAGUGAUUGUUAAUUAUCCCAAAUUAGCAAAUAAGUUAAUUAUUUGCAAAAAGGAGCAUAGGCAACCAUAUUAUUGUAAUUCUUUCGAGCUGAUGAAUAAGAAUAUUGUAUGGCUUAAAAGAUCAUUAUAGUUUUCAUGUGUAUUUAGCGGUGUA